AUGUUCACCUUAGUGUAUAUAAUAAAUUAUAUAAUUAUUAGUUCAAGAGGUUAAACAUCAACAAGAAAUUUGUUUUAACUUCUAUUUUCUUCUCAUAAAUACUUUUUGAAUGAAUGUAUAAAUCUGGAUUAUUAAAAGAAAACAGAGUUCCUCUGCGAGAACGGUUAAAUUAUGUAUUCUUAAUCUCUAAAGAAUAAUGAAUAUAUUUGUUUUCAAAAUAAAAACCUAUUAUCAUUAAGGUAUAUUAUUUAUUUGAGAAAAUAGCCUAGUAAGUUAUUAACAUAAAUUCAUUUAGAGCUAUUAUUUUCAGUUGAAGAUGAAACCCAGAUAAUGUAUGCUUGUUGGGGAUUGAAUUAUUUAAGCAAUAAUGAUGAUGGUCAAUAAUAUUUUUCAAUAAAACCAGCAGUUGUUCAAAAAUUAACUUUAUUACUAAAUUCACAAAAUGAAUCUCUUAUAAUUCCAGCUUUAAAGACUAUAGGAAACAUUUUAACAGGAAAUGAUGUGUAAAAAGCUAAGGUUUUGAACACUGGAGUCUUAAAACCGUUUGAAAUGUUACUAUCAUAAAAUUACAGUGAAGUAAUUUAAAGAGAAGUAAAUCAAAUUUAUAUUUAAGGUCUGUUGGUCUUUUUCUAAUAUUGUUGCUGGUACUUUAGCUUAAGUGAAUUAAAUUCUCAAAAAUGAUUCACUCUUAAAAGCCCUAUUUAGAUAAUUUUAAUAGGGGGACUCUAAAAUCUUCAAAGAAAUGUCAUAUUUUCUAUCUAAUUUAAUAAAUUAUACAGAUUUAAAAAUUAUAGACCAAUUUUUAACAUAAUAUGAUUGCUUUUAAAAAAUAUCAACCAUGCUAGACACGGAAGAUGAAGCAAUAAGAAGAAUAAUUCUAGAAGGAAUUUUGGAAUUUUCAAAAAAAAAAUAAAAAUUCAAUCAUAUUAAGUCUAAAUUAAUGCAAAAUUUUAGGUAUAUAAGUAAUUGA
Molecule: messenger RNA, 970 nt
Organism: Paramecium octaurelia
Lineage: Eukaryota; Ciliophora; Oligohymenophorea; Peniculida; Parameciidae
Source: the annotation of a GenBank genome assembly